Molecule: messenger RNA, 1848 nt
Organism: Cloeon dipterum
Lineage: Eukaryota; Metazoa; Arthropoda; Insecta; Ephemeroptera; Baetidae
Gene: Atf-2
Product: Activating transcription factor-2
Exons: 9
Coding region: 163-1644 (493 amino acids)
Biological process (GO): regulation of transcription by RNA polymerase II
Molecular function (GO): cAMP response element binding; DNA-binding transcription factor activity, RNA polymerase II-specific
Source: RefSeq, a predicted model, not a curated record
AAUGUGGCCACCACAAGGGGGUGUGUGUUGGCUAGACUGCAACCGCAACCUGACUGAUGCAAAACAUGUCAGGGUGCAGUCACUAGCUUUUACUAGAAUUCCUACCUUUUAGCGCAAUAUAAUGUCGUGAAUUGGAAUAAACUUGGAUAAAAAUUAAACAAGAUGACAGACCCCGAAAAACCUUUUGUGUGCACCGAGCAGGGUUGUGGAAUGACCUUCACCAACGAAGACCACCUGACGGUUCAUAAAAAGAAGCACGAGAUGAGCUUAUCAAUUGCAGGAAAAAGUGCUUUUGUUGAUCAAACACCAACACCGACCAGAUUUUACAGAUAUGGAGAAGAAGUUGGCCUUUUCCAAGAUCUCCAGAAUGUGAAUCCUUUUGAAGAGCAGUUCAAAAAGGCGGCAGAGGCCGUCAAAAUGGGUGACACGCCUCUCCAGCCUGAGCCCAUGUCUGGGCCUAUUGAUGACACAUUGCAUACUCCUCAAGUUAUGCCUCUUCCAUCUGUGCACCUGGAGUCGCCAGAAGUGAACAACCACAGCGUCAUAGCGAUGUCACCAAUCCUUUCCUCGGGCAUAGAGAUGGAUAAAAUCGUCGAGAACAUGGAGGAAGACGUGCUGAUUCCCCAAGUCGUGGAGCAGACUACCAUUGUACCUGCGGCCCCUCUAGCAGAAAACGCUGUGGAGGAGGAAGCGCCUGUUCAAGUCAUUGUCAACCAGGAUCCUUCUGCUGUGAACACCCAGAAGUAUUUGCCUCUUAUACAACUACCUGAUGGCAGAUAUGUCACCAUGGCCGGGGAGCCAGUGCAACCCUCCAACUUGCCUUCUGUUGUUAUUCAGUGCGCCUACACCACCGCUAAUCCUGGCAGUGUGAUAGCUGACAAUCCAGUACCUGCUGCUAGUAGCCAUAUCCCGGUAGAGUCUGUCUCUGGACCGUCCACUAUACAUAUUUUGCCAAAACCAAGUGCUCCCAUUCCACCUCCAAAAAUCUCGCUUGCCAAAGAGAAAUUAAAAGAGAAGGUGAGCAGAAAGAGAGUGACGCAAACUUUGCCCACUAUAAAUCAGCCAGUCAAUCAAGAACCUGCAAAGCCAUCAAAGGCGAACAAAACUCAGAUCUCAAAAAAACACGAAGAUGAUAAAACUUCUAAAAAAUUAGAAAGAAAUAGAGCCGCAGCAGCGAGGUUUAGAAAAAAGAAAAAGAACAUGGAAAACGCUCUUGUGCUUCGAGUUCAAGCUUUGGAAGAGAAAAUCAAGGACUUGCAGAAUGAAAACCGACAAAUAACGAGCCAAAUGAUUUUCUACAGGACUGAGGCAGCAAACGCCAAAGAUCUCCUUUUGGCUCACAGAGACUGUUCUGUCACCAGGCAAAUGAACAGAACUGAUGUUAUCGCUGUUGUCGAUUCUUCCACCCAAAACAACGAAGUGUUUGCGGCGAAUCAAGAAUUAGUCGACUCCACUGGUGAAAUCAGUGAUUUGCCGACCGUGAAAGAGUCCAUCACCGUGAGAAGAGCGUCCACAAACAAAGCACCCAGCCUGGCACCCCUGAUGAUCAUCAGGCAAAACAGUGGAGACGGAGGAGGGGUUCUGCGGUACUGUUCUAGUGAUACGGUCAUUGUGGAAAACUUUCAGAGAGCUAAUACAGAUUAAUGUGGGUUUUGUUGUGUAAUCUUUUGUUAACUACUUGAUUACUGUCCUAUAUUACGUGAAUUCAAUUUUUCUUGACUUUGACAACUUAAAAUAAUAACAUGCAUUUGACCUCUUAAGGUUACAGCAAAAACCUUUUCAUAUUUAUUGUGUUGUUACCAUUUCUUAGGUGCCUUAACAGUGAAAUAAAAAAGGUACGCUAUUGUA